Messenger RNA from Amaranthus tricolor (Joseph's coat), 2452 nucleotides. Its product is annotated as U-box domain-containing protein 1-like. Bases 242 to 2230 code for a protein of 662 amino acids. NCBI's taxonomy places the organism in Eukaryota, Viridiplantae, Streptophyta, Magnoliopsida, Caryophyllales, Amaranthaceae. Gene Ontology annotation, molecular function: protein binding; ubiquitin-protein transferase activity. Gene Ontology annotation, cellular component: cytoplasm; nucleus. The transcript has a single exon. Gene Ontology annotation, biological process: protein ubiquitination. The record is from RefSeq and is a predicted model, not a curated record.
CACAACAUUUCUCCUAAAUCGAGCUUAAUAGCUUUAAAGUUUCCUAACCAAUCCAUAUAAAUAUACAAUUAACAACUACAUUAAGAAGUUAUGACUAGUCAAUACAAUGAUCGAUUUUUUAUAGGAGAAAAUAUGUGAUUAAUUCAUUGAUAUUAAUACUAUAAUUUAUCUUAGGUCAACAACCAACCAAGCAGCCAAAAAAAUGCAGGAAGAUGUAGAAGUUGAGAAUUAAAAGAUCACCAUGAAUACAUCUUCUCAACCUCUUCCAAUGUUUUCGGGUUUUCCUCCUACCGAGCCUUUAAUAGCAUCGUUGAUCACGAUAUCCAACGAGAUUUCCUCAAUCACUAAAAACCCACCUGUACAAAUCAAAAACAUCACAGCCAUGACUCGAAGAAUCAAACUUCUUUCUCCUCUGUUUACUGAGGCUCAUGAGAUAAAAACGCCGCUUCUUCCAUCAACAAUCCUUUGUUUUACUGAGCUUUUAUCUUUGUUGUCGAGAGUUAAACUUCUAAUCCAAGGUUGUAUAGAGGGUAGUUACCUGUGGAGCCUUAUUCAAACCGAAACCCUUUCAAAGGAAUUUAACACAAUUUUAAAGGAAAUCGGUAAGGCUCUUGAAAUAUUACCUCUGCAAUCAUUGAACAUAGAAAUGGAUGUUAAAGAACAAGUGGAACUUUUGCACAAACAGGUAAAACGAGCUAAUUUAUUACUCGAUCCAAAAGAGUUGAUACGAAGAACAGAAGUUUUGCGUAUAAUAGCGAAUACCAAAGAAAAUAAUGAUAAAAACUUUAAUUUUCUUGAUGUUGGAAGAACAAGAGAAAUAUUUAGUACAAUUGGCUUGAAAAGUUCAGUUGACUAUGCUAAGGAAAUCUCAAAGCUGAAGGCAGAAGCAGUAAGUCAGGGCGGUACAGGUGGGCCCAUAGUAGUUUCUAGAAUUAAUAGUCUUGUAUGUUUACUUACAUAUGUAAGGUCUAUGAUUUUCAGUUAUGAAGAGAGUGAGAUCAUUCUCGAACCGUCGAAGAAGAAAAUUGGUUCUUCGUCUUUUCGAGCCAUACUGUCGGAUGUUCCUGAUGGAUUCCGGUGCCCAAUUUCACAAGAGAUAAUGAAAGAGCCUGUAACUGUGGCGACAGGACAUACAUAUGAUCGAGACUCGAUUACAAAGUGGGUUGAUUCGGGGCGCAAAACUUGUCCGAAAAGUGGGUAUAAGUUGACUCAUUUUGCACUAAUACCCAACUAUAAUCUAAAGAGUUUGAUCCAUCAAUGGCACCAGGAGAACAAUAUCCAUUUCGAUGAAUACACGUGGUCUUCCUCAGAGGCGUUUAAAAACAGAAUGGGGAAUCCGGGUAGUAAUGCUGUCCGAUGGACAUCCGAGUUUUUAGUAGGGAAACUUGCAACCGCGUCUUCAGAAUUACAAUGUAGAGCAGCCUAUGAGACUCGAUUGUUAGCUAAAAGCAGUAUGGAUAAUAGAAAAACGAUGGCAGAGGUUGGUGCGAUACCAUUUCUGUUGAAUUUAUUAAGUUCUGAACAUGCAGCAACGCAGGAAAAUGCUAUGACUGCACUGCUGAACCUGUCGAUCCACAGCACGAACAAAAUUUUGAUUAUGGAAGCUUCGGGACUUUUAAAGAUAAUAGAAGUCUUAGAAAGCGGGAAAACGAUGGAAGCUAGAGAAAAUGCAGCUGCAACAAUCGGAAGUUUGACACUCGUCGAUGAUUACAAGGCCAGUAUUGGAGCACAUCCAAGAGUUAUACGAGCUUUGUUACGUCUAUUGAAAGAAGGAGCAACGACAGGAAAAAGAGAUGCUGUUACCGCGCUAACUAAUCUUGCACUUUACUACCCGAAUCAGACCACACUUGUACGUGAAGGCGUUAUACCUUUGCUAAAUGACACACUAUUUGAUGAUAAGGCGGGAAUUACAGACGAUGCCUUGGCACUGCUUGUAUUUCUCUCGGGAUCUUCUGAAGGAUCGGAGGAGAUCAGCAGAAACAAGAGUAAACAUCUCAUGCCCUUUUUGAUUGAUCUCUUGAGGUUCGGAUCCUCAAAGGGUAAAGAGAAUUCAGUCAUACUUCUUUUGGCUUUGAGUAAAGAUGGAGUUGAAGUUGUCAGACAUUUGGAUCCUCAAAGCUUUUCGUUACUUCGAAGUUUGGUAGGUAAUGGAUCAUCUGAAGCUCGAGAAAGGGCUAGUCGACUUCUUAGGUUACUCAUCAAAUGUUGCUCUAAUCCUACAAACUUUUAGUGUCGAAACAGACCCAUAUAAUUAUUUAUUUCUGAAAUUAAUCAUUUUAAAAUUGUAAGUAAUCAUUUUAACGCAUUAAAUAUAUAUGGGUCAGCUCAAUAGACAUAGUCUCACUAUAAGACCAUUUUAUUUAAGAAUUUGUACAAAUUUCUCAUAGUCAUUUGUAAUCAGGGUUUAUAACCCAUUUAUAUCAUCAUCAUAACCUAAAAAAAACAAAAGAAA